AUGCAGAACAACUCUCAAACUGAGCAAAGUUCCCAUGACCCCCUAGGACGUUCGCCCAGUGAAAUUGGUUUGGAAGUGGCGUUGUCUAUUCUUUUUUGCAUCACCUCCGUCUUCGGCAACCUAUUAGUUGUCUAUGUUGUUUAUAAAGACUCCAGACUCAAGAGCUUAACGUAUGUAUUCAUCUUCAACCUGGCAUUGACUGACAUUUCCAUGGCAUCGCUGCACAUGCCCUUUUGGAUAACAACCUUACGUACGGGGACUUGGGUUUUUAGUGAGAAGUGGUGUGGGCUCUCAGCUGCACUUAUGAUGACGUUGGCAAAUGCUUCUGUCCUGACCAUGGGACUUAUCGCCUUCAACCGAUAUAUCCGAGUCGUCAAACCAGCUCUGUACAACAGCUUUUUCCCGAGCAAGAGAAUGGCAAUAUUCUACUGUGUAAUCGUUUGGAUAGCUUCAAUUCUUGUUGCAACACCACCAUUGUACGGCUGGGGCAAGAUAAUAUACUACCCUUCAUACGCUGUAUGCGGUUUCGAUUGGAAAAUCGAGAAUAUUUCAUAUGCCAUAGUUAUCGGGGGCGGAGUGAUCAAUGGGACCACAAUUUCAUUAUUUUACUGCUACUACAAGAUUUAUAAAACUCUUAAAGAAAGCACUCAAAAUCUAAAUUCCCAUAGCAGACAAGAUGGAGCGGCCCCCUCAGCACGUCCUGAGACUGAUGUAAGACUCUUGAAAACAUGCUUCACAGUCGUUUGUGUAUUUCUGAUGUCAUGGGGAACAGUGUCUGUUGUUAUGAGUCUUGAGACUGCUGGCUUCGUUAUCCCCAGAGAAAUUUCUGUGUCAGUUGUUUUCAUUAUGAACACAAGUUAUUUGGUAAAUCCAAUUAUAUACGGGAUUAUGAAUCAGCAAUUCAAAGAGGCCUUCAAAAGGGCUUUAAAAUUAGGUUGUUUGAACAACAACCACUAAGUCAGGAAGCUAAAAAAAGUGGAAACAAGCCUCGUAGCCUGCCAACCUUAAAGGGGUUUUACUGUCACGAAAUUAACUGAUCAAAAUUCAAACAGUGAGAACCGCCACCAAAUUGAGAGAAACAUGAAUGAUCGGCCCCCAAAACGUUAAAAAGGUAUAAAACACACAGCAAAUACCACAGGAGGCACAGAUGGAAAAACGUGAAGAAGAUUGAAGCAGAUUACAACUGUUGUUUUUGUAAACUUGUAGUUUGUAACGUUGUAUAUAGUGCUUGGUAGGUAUUUGCUGACACAGAGCUAGGAUUUGUCUUUCACACGUUGUUUUUUCAAGUCCCAUGGGCAAUAAGGAAGUGUCACUGGCGUUAUCAUUAAAUAAAAAAAUCCAUGACACAGCCGCAUUUUAAUCUCUUGAGACGAUACAAGGCAAGAAUUACGGGACAUACUUUUUCGUGUGGUAUUCUAAUUUAACCUUGCAUUGAUAAUGGUUGAAACCACUGUAAAUAGUAAUAUGUGUUACACCCAUAAGUCAGGAUACAUUUGUUGCGAUGAUAUACAACGAUGUUUACGCUUAAUUUAAGGCUGCUUACCCAAAAUACUCUUCAGAUUAUUAAAAGCGAUCAAAAGCGGAGAAAAUUAGCUUUCGAAUGUUUGCACUAAAUUUGGAUGACUUUUGGCGGAUAUACAGUGCAUUACAGAUCACGAUUUCUAUGAGAAUUUAUCGCAAGAUCGAUAAAAUGGUCAAAAUGAAUUAAACAGCUAUUAAAGUGUCCAUACCUCAUAAAGAGAUGUCUCUGUAUUGUUUUCUUUCUGUUCCCUGCCCUAUAAACGCCAUUUAAGCAGGCUUGGAAUGAGAAUGAAUGAGAACUAAAGAACAUAAAGCUCUGCUUCAGUAAACAUUGGCUUGUUUAGGUGAAACAUAUGCAAAUUCUUCGCUCAUGCCCAGCAAAGGAUCAUGCCCGGGGAGGGGGGGACUCCGCAUAUGAGAUGGGUGGGGAUGCUCGUUGUCUCGCUUAGGGGUGUAAAUUUCGGAUUUUGGUCUCACUUAGGGUGUUCUGGGCAAAACGCCAUCAUAUUUAGCCGUGAAGGUCUCGUUUAGGGUUGCACGCGAAAAAAAACUUAAAAAUAUAGAUUUGAUAAUGUAUAUUUUUAAUGCGUUUUAUUUACUCCAGUCAUAUAAUCCAAGUUUUCUCAUUUGUCUGCGUUUUAACAUGGUCUCUUUUAGGGGUCAAAAAAAGCUUGGGUCACGCCCAGAUCGGUCUCCUUUAGGGGUUUAAUUCAAAAUUUCCGACGAGCAUCCCCACCCCUUUCAUAUGCGGAGUCCUCCCCCCGGGGGAUCAUGCACUAUUAAAGUUGUUGAAGAACUGACCAUUUACAGCCCCUCCUGCCAACAACCCAAGCUCGAAGUCUUUACAAUUGCUAGUUUACUAUAAAAAAAGACACGUUUAAGAAAACGAUUUGAGUACAUCUCGAGAGACUAGUCUUGUAUAACUAGUAAUUACAUCGAGGUAAAUGGAAAACAGUUCAUUUCUCAAUAGCGUCAUUAUGUAAUACAGCUUUAUGUCCCUUCAUUCGCAGCAGUGCUUGAUAUUAAUUGUAAGAGCUGACGCACUUUUUAUCUUCCGACUCUCAUAUAUUGAUAGCUGAUUACUCUUUUGCAGUAAAAGUCAGUAAGGAGAUUUUAUUAGCCUGCAUAUAUAUUAUCGUGGUUUAUAUCCAGUUUGGAUUGGAAAGACAAAAAAACUAUAAUAUAAUGUGCAAAACAGCAAAUUGAGGAUAAAAUUCAAUAUAACAUGGAUGAAAAAGGACUUCGUCAGAUUUGAAAUUUACUUUGGUUUCACUUUAGUUCCAUUACUUUAUUCAGUCUAGCAACAGGAAUAAAAUACAGUAAAUACAGGGAUGAAGCGUAUAUAAAAGCCCAGAAGAAAAAAUAGUGAGGAGUUUAAAACCUGGGCUUCUCAGGUGCUAAUAAGACAAAAGAAGUAGUCAGAAUAAAUUUUAUGACUUCUAAUCGCACUUCGGCUAAAUAAAACAGGAUCAAUGUAUUUUUUAUAUUAAAAUUAAUUCUAACUUUCACAUUACGGAUAAUCAUUUAUGUGUUUGCUGGCUUAUUCGCUUUAGUAUAUUUUAAUUUUGCGUAAUUAAUCAGGGCCAAAAACUCUGCAUUCGCUUAGAUACUACAUUGAACACAUGGUCUUGGCAUAGUUGGUAGCUUCUUGGAAUCAAUUUGUUAUACUGUGAAAAAGGUUCAUUGAAAUUAUUUGACUUUUUCCCAAAAAGAGAAAGAAAGUACUUGAAUGCGACUAAUAAAAAAACACUUUGUUACCAAUAACGCCCAACACAAUACAAUGCCGUGAUUGGAAGGUAUUCAUAAGACAAUUAGUUGACGACAAUAGGCCUUUUCCUACUUAACUACAGAAUCCUUCCGGGUUUUUCUUUCUUGUGCAAAUAAGUCUUGGUAAUAAAGCAGUUUGAAUGAAUAUUGUUAUUACCUAUGAAAAACUUUAAUGUAUAUGAAAAAUAUUUGACUUUUUUACAGCAGGAAACUCUUUCAACAAAAAACCACUUUGUCCCAGUAAAACCAAAGACACCCUGUAUGUUUUCUUUCCACGUUUCAGAGCAUGUAAUGUUACCCAAGAAAAGAGUUUCUUUCAAAUUUUGUGCCAUCCAAGUGCACACGAGUGCGGAAUAAUUAUCUAUGAAAAUCUCUUGAGACCAUAGAGUGAUCUGAAUGGGGAGAACAAAACAUGCAAGCUGAAAAUGUCUAUACAAAGCCGUUUAUUAGAAGGCAGUUGUUGACGAUAAAAUAAAUUCCCACCAUAAAGUCCUUAUUAGAUGGCAGCAUUUCAUUAUACAGAGCAAAACCGAUCAGAAGCCCCCUGCUAAAGCAACGAGGCCAAACUUUCCAGAAAGUUGGUGAGUUUUUCAGAUUUAUAGGCAAGUUAAGUUAAAAGCAAGGUUUUAUAUUUGCCACCUUCGAAGCUUACCGUUUUAGGGCUUUUAUCAGAACACAUUCUAAGUUAUUGGCGUUCAAUUGUUGCCAUUUAUCUAUAAAUAAAAGAAGAGAGUUACUUUGAGGCAACAAAAUAAAAGCAAUGCCCGCGGUAAUUGGCGCCACGCGCUUGUACUUGAGGUGACCUUAAUUGGCGAACCUAAGUAAAUAUCCUUUCAUCAGGUAACUUUAGCCGCUGUGACUUGACUAACUUGCCUCCUUUUAUUAUCAUCACAGUAAGCGUCGAUUCCAAAAUCUAUCUUAGUGUCUGACUGCUGAACUCGCAAAGCUUUUGCACAGGUGAGUUGCAAUUCUCUUUUCGUAUUUCCUUCCAUACAGUUCCAAAUCGUUUCAUGAAUAUUAGAUGAUUCACCUUGCCUUCUUGUUUCCUUGGCUGCUAGCCAGCUAUACAUACUCGCGCAGUAUGCUACUGAGAGGCAAUAUUGCAGUCACAAGGAACAUUGGGGAUAGCAAAUUCCCGUCGAAUAUCCCUCUUGACCCAUACCCUCGCUGGGGUCUUCUUACUUCUCUUACACGCCGUUUAAUGUUGUCUGCAGCAUCUACAAGCUUAAGAGUUUAUAAUAAUAUUUUAACGAAAUACUUGUUGUUUUAUAUCAAAAUAAUUAUCAUCAGUAUCUUCACUUACAUUGUGUUAUUGUCGUUUUAGUGUUGAUAUUGUUACUCUAUAUUUAUCCUUUUUGUGCAGGUUGUUCUGAUAUAACAUGCAGAACAUCUCUCAAACUGGACGAAGUUCCCAUGACCCCCUAGGACGUUCGCCCAGUGAAAUUGGUUUAGAAGUGGCGUUGUCUAUUCUUUUUUGCAUCACCUCCAUCCUCGACAACUUGUUAGUCAUCUAUGUUGUCCAUAAAGACUCCAGACUCAAGAGCUUAACAUAUGUAUUCAUCUUCAACCUGGCAUUGACUGACAUUUCCACGGCAUCGCUGCACAUGCCCUUUUGGAUAACAACCUUACGUACGGGGACUUGGGUUUUUAGUGAGAGGUGGUGUGGGCUCUCAGCCGCUCUUAUGAUGACGUUAGGGGCUGCUUCUAUCCUGACCAUGGGGCUUAUCGCCUUCAAUCGAUACAUCCGAGUCUCCAAACCAGCUCUGUACAACUACCUUUUCCCGAGCAAGAGAAUGGCUAUAUUCUACUGUGUAAUCGUGUGGAUAGCUUCAAUUCUUGUUGCAUCACCGCCAUUGUACGGCUGGGGUAAGAUGAUAUACUAUCCUUCAUACGCUGUCUGCGGUUUCGAUUGGAAAAUCGAGAACAUUUCAUAUACCAUAGUUGUCGUGGGCGGAGUGAUCAACGGCACCACAGUUUCAAUAUUUUACUGCUACUACAAGAUUUAUAAAACUCUUAAAGAAAGCACUCAAAAUCUAAAUGCCCAUAGCAGACAAGAUGGAGCGGCCCCCUCAGCACGUCCUGAGACUGAUGUAAGACUCUUGAAAACCUGCUUCACGGUCGUUUGUGUAUUUCUGAUGUCGUGGGGAACAGUGUCUGUUGCUAUGAGUCUUGAGACUGCUGGGUUCGUUAUUCCCAGAGAAAUUUCCGUGUCAGUUGUUUUUAUUAUGAACACAAGUUGUUUGGUAAAUCCAAUUAUAUACGGAAUUAUGAAUCCGCAAUUCAAAGAGGCCUUCAAAAGGGCUUUAAAAUUAGGUUGUUUGAACAACAACCACUAAGUCAGGGAGCUACAAAAAGUGGCACCAAGCCUGGUAGUCUGCAAGGGGCUGUACUGUCACGAAAUUUACUGAGCAAAAUUCAGACAGUGAGAACCGCCAUCAAAUUGAGAGAAACAUGAAAAUAAGCCAAACAAAAAGCAGGUACGGAUGGAAAAACUUGAAGAAUAUUGAACUUGAUUGCAAUUGUUCUUUUUGUAAACUUGUAAACUUGUUGUUUGUAACGUUUUAUAUAAUGCUUGGUAUGUAGUUGCUGAUACAGAGCUAGGAUUUGUCUUUCACACAUUUUUUUUUAAGUUCCAUAGGGAAUAAGGAGGUGUGACUGGCAUUAUAUUUAAUAAAAAAUCCGUGAUACAGCCCCAUUUAAUCUCUCGAGAUGAUACAAGGCAAGGAUUACAGGACAUGCUUUUCGUGUGGUAUUCUAUAUAACCCUGAGUUGCAAAUGAUUGAAAGCACUGUAAAUAGUAGUACAACACGGACCCAUAAGUCAGGAUAAAUUCGAAGGGAUGAAACACAACGAUGUUAACGCUUGAUUAAAGGCUGCUUACCCAGAAUACCGUCUAGAUAUUAUUAAAAGGUAUCAAAAGCGGAGAAAAUUAGCUUUGAAAUGAGAUGUUUUGCACUAAACUUGGAUGACUUUCGCCGGAUAUACAGUGUAUUACAGAUUAAGAUUUCUAUGAGAAUUUAUCGCAAGAUCGAUAAUAUGGUUAAAAUGCACAUAAACAGAUAUUUCGAGAUAUUAAAGAGUCCAUACCUCAUAAAGAGAUGUGUCUGUAUUGUUUGUUUUCUUACUGUUUCCUGCCCAAUAAACUGGCGCCAUUUAAGCAGGCUUUGAAUGAGAAUGAAUGAGAACUCAAGAACGUAAAGCUCUACUUCAGUAAACAAACAUUGGCUUGUUUAGGUGAAACAUAUGCGAAUACUUUACUUAUGCCCAGAAAAGGAUGAUGCACGGUUACCUGAGUUGCAAACAAGUCGAACAAACCAAGCUCGAAGUCUUUAUAAUUACUAGUUUAUUUUCAAAAAAGACACGUUUAAGAAAACAAGAUGAGUACACCACGAGAGACUAGUCUUGUAGAAGGAGCAAUUACAUCGAGGUAAAUGGAAAACAGUUCAUUUCAGUCUCUGAGAAUAGCGCCAUUAUGCAAUAUCCAUUAUCUCCAUUCAUUCGCAGCAGUGCUUGAUGUUAAGUGUAAGACCUGACGCACUUUUUAUCUUCCGACUCUCACUUAUUGAUAGCCGAUUGCUCUUUUGCGGUGGUCAGGAAGGAGAUUUUAUUAGCCUGCAUACAAAACUAUAAUAUAAUGUGCAAAACACAGAAAAUUGAGGAUAAAAUUCAGUAUAACAUGGAUGAAAAAGGACGUCGUCAGAUUUGAAAUUUGAAAUUUACUUUGGUUUCACUUUAGUUCCAUUACUUUAUUCAGUCUAGCAACAGGAAUAAAAUACAGUAAAUACAAGGAUGAAGCAUAUAUGAAAGCCCAGAAGGAAACAUAAUGAGGCGUAUAAAACCUGGGCUUCCCAGAUGCUAAUAAAACAACAGAGGUAUUGAGAAUGAAUUGUAUGACUUCUAAUCGCACUUCGGCUAAAUAAAACAGGAUCAAUAUAUUUUAGAUAUUAAAGUUAAUUCUUUCACAUCAGGGUUAAUCAUUUAAAAAAUGUGUUUUGUGGUUUUUUCGCUUUCGUAUAUUUUAAUCUUGGCUUACUAUUAGAAAUCAGGGCCAAAAACUCUGCAUUCGCUUUGGUACAGUACAUUGAACAUAGUCAUGGCAUAGUUGGUAGCGUCUUGGAAUCAAUUUGUUAUACUAUGAAAAAGGUACGUUAAAAAUAUUUCACUUUUUCCCAAAAAGAGAAAGAAAGUUACCAAUAAAGCCGAGCACAAUACAAGUCCGUUUAUUAGAAAGCAUUCAAUUAGUUGUUCCGACAUGAUAAGCCUUUUGCACGAUGGCGUCGUUUUACUACACCUUUUUCCCUUUAUUACCGGGAUAUAUAAGUUUCCAUUAGCGUCAAACAUUCGUCAUUAAAACGAAUGUGUAAUGAUUGUAGAAAACUAAACAGUGCUGUACUAUAUCACGGCGUUGAUAAUGGUUGAAACCGCUGUAAAUAGUAGUAUAAUACGGGCUCAUAAGUCAUGAUAACGAAUUUCUGGUAACCUAGCCACCCAAGACCUCUCACACAUACAAAGUCCUUGAGAGCCAAACAAAGAAAAUCCCAAGGUUAAAUGAGUGAGGAGUUCCAUGUAAAUAAAAACAGAGUCUAAACGUAUACUGGUGUGUCUUUUCCUGACUCUAAGGCUACAAUAAAAAGAGGAAAAACGGACUAACAAGGGUCAAGAAACUCCCAUUUUGCCCAAAAAGAAAAAUUUCGCUAAUAAAGCUCUUUCUAAUGACGAGACUAUACUUCCAAGGGUCUUGAAUUUAUACCAACUCCUCCCGUUCCGUUGUCUAAAAAAUCCUACUAAAGCAUUUUAAUACUUUUGCAAAAACAAUUCUUUUAAGAUAAAUAAAUAUAUCAGCGAAAGAAAAAUUAAAACCGAAUGCACAUUCAUUUAUCCAGUGGCACCCAUACUUUCUUUAAUAACAACACAUUUGUUUUAGGGGCCGACCAUUUGAUUUUUGAGGAGGAGGGGGAAGGAGGGUAUGGGUGAUUUGGCUUGGGAAAGAAAUCUUUUUUUUCCCAAACCUCUGGUAAAAGAACUUUUUCCUGGCAUACAACCGUGUACGAUUUUUUUACAGCAUUAUACGUCAUUAAGCGUAUUUAGUGCAAGAUUCUUUUUCCCUCGAAAACAGUCUGCAGGAUAUUUUUUUCUGAAAUCACCUAUACCCCCCCGCCCCUCAAAGUCAAAUGGUCGGCCCGGUUGGAACAGGUGACCGCAGUCAAUAAUCAUGAACUGAAGCAGUAAUUACAAGAGUGAAGUUUAUGAGUUUUCCUAUUGUUAAUGAGAAGACACCAUGACACCAUAAAUUUGCAUGCGUGUAAUUACACUAUUUUUUCUAUAACAAUAUAUUUCAUAAGAAUAUCGAGGCCGAAAUUUGUGAAAUUUUAAGAAUAGUUAAGAAUAAACUCUAGGCUGAGAGUUUGAAAAGGACUCAGAAUUAAGAAUAUUUUCAGCCUAAAAUCGGCAGAAAAAUAAGAAUAUUCAGUCUGGGACGAAAAAACAACAUUCUUAUAUAAAAUAAAUGUGUAAGCUUAAUGGGGCUAAAAUCCCGCUAUUCAUGCCACAGGUAGCCCAAGCUCGAAAUAUGAGCGUCGGCGAGCUUCGACAUUGUUGCGUAACAUUCAAAAUAUAAGGAUUUGUAUGGGAAAAAAAAACCUAUCGUUUCUGUAACCCAGGAAAAUGAAAGGAUUUCAAUAAAAGACAGCUUACCUUACUUAAAAUGUGUGUCGCGUCUCUCCUGUGUGGUCCACGGGCCGAUUUAUGGCCGUUUUAUGGGUUUUUGCGUAAAUGGUUUUCUCUAUAUAUAAAGGUGAUACCUCUAUAUAGAGGUAUAUAUUAACGGUUUUCUCUAUAUAUAAAGGUAAUACCUCUAUAUAGAGAGAAAACCGUUUACAUAAAAACCCAUAAAUUGGCCAUAAAUCGGCCCGUGGACCACACAGGAGAGACGUGACACACAUUUUAAGUAAGGUAAGCUGUUUUUUUUACUGAAAUCCUUUCAUUUUCGUAGGUCACAGAAACGAUAGGUUUUUUUUCGCAUACAAAUCCUUAUAUUUUGAAUGUUACGCAACAAUGCCGAUGCUCGCCCAUGCUCAUAUUUCGAGCUUGGGCUACCUGUGUUCAUGCUAAAACAUUUUGCGCACCGACCGAAUUCCAAAAAUAAUGGCCCAGUUUUGUUGUUAAUUUUAGGUGUUGAAUUAAACUGUUUUUUGAUGUCUAUUGCAACGAAUGGCAAGGAGAGACAUGGAUUGAAACGUGAAGAAUUUGCGCCACCUUUUCAACUUUAAUGUUAUGACUGCAAAAAUCACCAAAAAGCUAUUAUAGUUAAUACUCUAUGAGGAUGAAAUUGGUCUUCAUCUUUUUGUGUACGGGUAAUUAUAUGCAGUAAGUAAUAACUUCAACACAGAAUUAACAUAAAACAGCAAUAUCGUUCCCCUUAAAUGUUUUAAAUAGCCAUCAAUUAAACAUGCUGAAUUCGCGGGUAGUUGAUUUGGUUCAGUGGGGAUCCAAUCGUUGCUUUGCAAACAACUAGUUGCUUCUUGCUACGUGACAUAACAUCUUUAAUCUAUAACUAGACAGCUGUUGAGUUAAAUGAAUAAAUCAUGCUGUUAGAGUCGAUUUAAGACAUCUUGUUUUUUUUUAAAGUGUUCACUUCUACUUUCAGGUUCAAUGGAGCAAGUAUAUAUAUAGGAUAAAAAACGCACGAUUGGAAUUCCGAAAGCCAUUUUUCAGGUAUUUUAUACUUCAGUCUUUGCAGCUGCUUAAAAUUAGAUGAGAGAACAGUGAAAACUGCCUCGUUUUUUUUAAAAUAUUUGUACGUUUUGCCAAAAAAAGGAAAUAAUCCAUUGGGCGGACUCUCAUCUUUCUAGCUGAUAGCUAAAUAAAACAAAUAUAAAAGCAUUAUAUAAGUGUGCAAAACAGCGCUCUCUUUUUCUUUCUAAAUGAGUGAGUAUUAUAUAAAUACUGAGUUAACGCUAUAUAAGCAAUAUUGUGCAGAAUACUUCGCCCUGGAAAAAAAUGGCUGUGGAAUUCUUGUCCUGUAAAGUUGCAUGAAUUGUUAACGUCGAAGAAAGAGUAAAUUGUUCUUAAUAAAGGAUGAAGAGAAAAAGCCUUUUCAGAUCAAUAACAGUUUGCUAGUGUACAAAUUUAAAAGUACUUCCUCCAUUUAUGAGGGCUGGGAUUGGAAAUAUAAGAUUUUAAUAUUUGAAGGUUGAAUGUUUUCCCAAUAGGGGGCAUAAUAACUGUAAAGGUUGAAGACCAGCCACAAUGUAGCUACAAUGUAGAGGAUUGGCCAGAGCAUGUUCUAAUUUUAAAGUCAUUUUAGCGAUAGCAUCCAAAUGGAAAUAAAGACAUCGUCAUUCUUUUGGGAUUCAAGUAUUUCCAGUCAUUCAUUAUUGCGACGGCGUUCCGAAUUUUCCAUUAAUCCACAUAAUUCUUAUUCAUCUUCUAUGAGAACCCUUCAUUCAUUAUUCGUUAUACUUCUCGAUCUAGUCUCCUCGAAUGCUAAUGUUUACGUUUUACAACUUGAAGAACUCAGGUGCUACCAACUACAGCAGCAACAGCAGGAACAACUUAACAUAUCUAUUUUCAUAUUUGCAUACAUUUACAGCUGUUUGAAAGGGGAAAAGAUGAGGAAGCGCAAAAAAAAGUGAAACGCACAAGGAAAGAAUUCAUUUUUUAGACUUCAUAAUAUGUGAUUAUUCAGUUACUUCAAUAUUGUUACUAUUUUUUUUUUAAAUCUUAAGAUUAUAACAGUGUGACAACAUAUUCAUGAUCCAGCAACUAAGGCCCAGUUAUUUAAACGGAGUUUACCUAGUGUUCUAAAAACCGCGUUCUAAGCCAUUUUCAGUUUGCCGAACGCUUUUAUAUAAACACCAUUUAUCGCGAACACUGAGGGCGCGAUCCAUUCAACCAAAACUUCCGGAAAUUUCGGUCCAAAACUCAAUGGAUCGGUUCGGUCCAACCGGAAAAGUUUCGAAAAAACAGGUCCACCUUUUGAGGUGGUCCUCUUUUCCCGGUCGGACCGGUCUGAAUUUUGGUUGAAUGGAUCGCGCCCUGAAUUUCAUGAAAGCAUGUGGCGUAGCCAGGGAAAGCAUUUGUCCUCUUAAAAAAACCCAGGCUUAGGAGAGAAACUUGCAACUAUUACCUAAUUGUAACUGCUUAACUACUAUGCAGGGUAGGUACAAUUCUCACUUCAUUACAGCUUGACUGUUGUAUCAUUUUUUGCAGGCUUAACACUUCUAUUGUCUCCUGAUAUAAUAUGACGAACAGUUCUCGAACUGAACCGAGUUCCCACGAUCCUUUAGGACGUUCAAGCAGCGAAAUAAGUUUAGAAGUGGCCUUGGCCAUUCUUAUUUGCGUCACCUCAAUCCUCGAUAACUUGUUAGUCGUCUAUGUUGUCAAUAAUGACUCCAGGCUCAAGAACGUAACGAAUAUGUUCAUCCACAACCUGGCAUUAACUGACAUCUCCAUGGCAACGCUGCAAAUGCCUUUUUGGAUAAUAAGCCUUCACAAAGGGGCUUGGAUUUUUAGCGGGAAGUGGUGUGAACUUUCAGCUGCAAUUGUGUCUACGUUUGGACUCGCUUCUUUCUUGAAUAUGGGGCUUAUCGCCUUCAACCGGUACAUUCGCGUGGUUAAACCAGCACUGUAUAACAAACUUUUCCCUGGCAAGAGAAUGGCAAGACUCUACUGUGUUAUCGUAUGGAUAGCUUCUACGCUUCUUGCAACACCGCUAUUGUACGGGUGGGGUAAGAUGGCGUACCAUCCCUCUUUUGCUUUCUGCACUGUUACCUUUAAUAUUCAGUAUAUUUCAUAUGCCAUAGCUGUCACAGGACUGUUCAUGGUAACCACUAUUGCAAUGUUUUAUUUCUACUACAAGAUUUAUAAGACUCUCAGAGAAAGCACUCAAAAUCUACAUGCCCAUAGCACAGAAGAGGGAGUGUCCCCAUCAGAACGUCGUCGAACUGAUAUAAAACUCUUGAAAACCAGUUUCACUGUCGUUUGUACGUUUUUGAUGACAUGGGGACCAGCCUGUAUCGUUGUGAUUGUUGAGACCGCCGGAUGUUUUAUUCCCAGGAGGAUUUUUGUGACAGUGGCUUGCCUUAUGUUCACCAGUAGUUUAGCAAAUCCAAUUAUAUACGGCAUCAUGAAUCCACAGUUCCGAGCGGCCUUCAAAAGAGCUUUAAGUUUUGGUCGGCAUGGCAACGACCAAGUGAGGCCGAGUCGUACAGCAAAUGAAAGCAAGUCUUGA
Messenger RNA from Porites lobata, 12520 nucleotides. The record is from the annotation of a GenBank genome assembly. Lineage: Eukaryota; Metazoa; Cnidaria; Anthozoa; Scleractinia; Poritidae.